This is a messenger RNA of Babjeviella inositovora NRRL Y-12698, 342 nucleotides long. RefSeq names its product Pth2p (gene PTH2). The record is from RefSeq and is a predicted model, not a curated record. The transcript has a single exon. NCBI's taxonomy places the organism in Eukaryota, Fungi, Ascomycota, Pichiomycetes, Serinales. The annotation marks the transcript as partial. Gene Ontology annotation, molecular function: DNA binding.
AUGAAACGGUGGACCGAUGGCCGCUCGUGGUCCGCCUCCCGUGUCUCAGGCUCCUUCUUGAUCUACAGAGAAAUGGAGAGCAGCAACGGCGGCACCUCCUCUGGCUCCAGAGACUCCACCACCUACCGCUACAAAAACGAGGGCUUCAUCAAGCAGAGCUUUUCGUUAACCACCAGAAUGGGCGAUAAAUUCCACUUGAUUGCCUAUACCAACAUGCACAAUUUGACCCGCGCUCAUUCCCGCGACAUCACCCGCGCCAGCGGCUUGAUCUCACCGCUGCAGGACGACCGCUUCGGCCGGUUGCAAUUGUCGCCAGACGUCUACCCGGAAAGCAUCUUGAAC